Messenger RNA from Drosophila suzukii, 2358 nucleotides. It is a transcript of the gene Ets96B, whose product is annotated as Ets96B. Lineage: Eukaryota; Metazoa; Arthropoda; Insecta; Diptera; Drosophilidae. Gene Ontology annotation, molecular function: DNA-binding transcription factor activity, RNA polymerase II-specific; sequence-specific DNA binding. The record is from RefSeq and is a predicted model, not a curated record. Gene Ontology annotation, cellular component: nucleus. Gene Ontology annotation, biological process: regulation of transcription by RNA polymerase II; cell differentiation.
GCCAACUGCACACGGGCAACGGAAUGCGCGCUGAUCAGCGACAAGUGAAAGCCAUCGAGCUCUGAAUAAUUGAGGACUAUUGAUGUCCAGCAGCCAGGUGAAAUCCUAUUAGUGAAAAUCCAACAAGUUCAAGAGUGCAUCCGGACCACCGAUCAAUACCCAUCCGCAAUCCAUGGAUACAGCCAAGUUGAGCGACUACGGCGAGGCCAAGACGCACUUGGAGCAGCUGCAGCAGACGCUCACGCACCUGGACCACCCGCACCACCACCACCUGGGCCUCUACCAUGGCGCCCUGCCCAGCACAUCCACCAUCACCACCGACUCGGUGGUUUCCUGUGUGAGCUCCACACUGCCGGCGGUGGCCAAGGCCAUUUCCGCGUCCUCCAGCUGCGAUGGUCUGCAGGCGGAGCGCAAGAAGUGCCACACCAGCGAUCUGGAUCAUGGUCAUGCUCAUGGAGCCAUUUGUAUUGGCCAGAAGACGUCGCCGGUUCCGCCAGUGCCGCCACCACCUUGCUGCUUGGCCCUGGGCGAAGGACCCUCCUCGCCGAAUCCCAUCGCCACGGCCGCCCUGAUGAACGCCUCCUCCGGAUCCUCCAGCUCGGGCGGAGCAAGUGCCUCUCUCUGCAACGAUCUCACGCGGGAGUCCUCCUGGUACGCCCACCACCAUCAUCACCACCACCACCAUCACCACCAGUUGGCCGACGAGCUGGUCAUGUAUGCCACGCCCACGCCCGCGCCGGCCAUCGGGAAGUUCGGACUGGACACCUCCACCGAGGGUUACCUGAACGCAAGGUACAAUGUGAAUGUCAAAGGCGUGCGUCAUGAAAGAACAUCGACUUUCUUUGACAUACCCGCUGUGACGCACCCACACUCGCAUCCGCAUCCACAUCCGCAUCCGCACCCGUACUGCUACAGAUUUCCAUCAUCGCCACCCGCGGGCAUUCUGAAAAAGAGCGACGAAGACACAGCCUCGGCAGCCGCUGCUGCUGCCGCCGCCGCCGCUGCAGCCGCAGCAGUCUACUGCAGCGACGUGUCCUCCGGCCAGCACUUCCAGCACCACACGAAGAUCGAGGACGCGGACUCCACCACAACGGCGGCCCAGCAGCAACAUCAGCAGCAGCAGCAGCAACAGCAACAGCAGCAACAUCAGCAGCAACAACAGCAACACCAACAGCAGCAGCAACAGCAACACCACCAGCAGCAACUGCAACAUGUGACCGCACUGCAUCCAAACCACCAUCAUCACCAUGGACACCACCACCAGCAGACGGAGCAGCAGGCCCUCACCCACUUGACACCGCUCCAUGCCGCCUCCGCCUUCAAGUUUAGUCACACGGCGGUCAUCUCCAGUUCGGCGGUAUAUGCCACGCCCUCGCACUACGCCCACCAGCAGCAGACGCAGUCGCAGUCCGUCUACCGGGAUCUUUCGCCCACCACCUUGGCGGCGGUCAGCGAUGCGGACCUGAAGUACGACAGUGGUCCCUACAACGCCACCAUCUCGUCCACCUAUCCCUCUGCCCUGCGGCCCAAUGUGGUGGACUCCACCACCUCCAGCGAUGCGGAACUGCGUCUGGAUCAGUUUUACGCCAGCAAUGGCAUCUCCACCAGCAGCAACGGCCAGACGAUCAGCCAGCGGAGGGGCUCCCUGCAGCUCUGGCAGUUGGUGGCCCUCCUGGAUGAACCCACCACCAGUGCCAGCUGCAUCGCCUGGACCGGCCGGGGCAUGGAGUUCAAGCUGAUCGAGCCGGAGGAGGUGGCCCGACGUUGGGGUCUCCAGAAGAACCGCCCGGCCAUGAACUACGACAAGUUGUCCCGGAGUCUGCGCUACUACUACGAGAAGGGCAUCAUGCAGAAGGUCAACGGAGAGCGCUACGUCUAUCGGUUCGUCUGCGAUCCGGACGCCCUGUUCAACAUGGCCUAUGGCCACCUGACCGCCGCAUCCGGUUCCGGAAAGGGUGACCAGCAUUUGACCCUGUCGCUGGCCAAGACGCCUCCAACUUCCGGCGACUCCCAGACGCAAUCCCCUCGCGUGGCCAAGUCGGAGUAUUACGAUACCGCCGGAUUGCAUAAAUAUUAGCUAGAUAGUCUGUGUGCGUUUGUGUGUAUCCAUAUGUGGGCGGAGCGUGGGAAUGCGGCCGAGUGGGCGUGGCCGAGUCCCGUGUACAUUGUGUAAUCUAGUUGGCGUGUGUAUGUGCGUGGGGUCACGAAUUCGAAAUGAAGGUUUCGUUAUGAUGAGCUGGGUUUGGUAAUUCUCGGAUGUACAGGGGCACAAAAGCGAAAUUUUCAACUAUUCUAGGUCACCAAUUACUACUUAAAGUUUAGUUAUUAAUAUUCUUUAGAGAAAUUAAAAAAAGUUUU